Scomber scombrus (Atlantic mackerel) is the source of this 3445-nucleotide messenger RNA. RefSeq names its product glycerol kinase (gene gk). The transcript has 20 exons. Gene Ontology annotation, molecular function: glycerol kinase activity. Gene Ontology annotation, biological process: glycerol metabolic process; triglyceride metabolic process; glycerol-3-phosphate biosynthetic process. Lineage: Eukaryota; Metazoa; Chordata; Actinopteri; Scombriformes; Scombridae. The coding region runs from base 26 to 1711 and encodes 561 amino acids. Gene Ontology annotation, cellular component: mitochondrion. The record is from RefSeq and is a predicted model, not a curated record.
UGGUGCCGAAGCUGCGGGGCUGUCCAUGAACGGCACCAUGGCCGCCUCUUCACACCGGAUAAUGCUGGGGCCGCUGGUUGCUGCUAUCGACCAGGGGACGAGCUCCACCCGGUUUCUGGUGUUUAAUUCAAAAACAGCAGAGCUUCUCAGCCAUCAUCAAGUGGAAAUCAAACAGAGCUUCCCCAAAGAGGGAUGGGUGGAGGAGGACCCCAAAGAAAUUCUGCAUUCAGUGUACGAGUGCAUGGAGCGGACGUGUGAAAAACUCACCCAGCUCAACAUAGACAUCUCAAACAUUAAAGCUAUUGGAGUGACCAACCAAAGAGAGACCACGCUGGUUUGGGACAAAGAGACGGGAGAGCCCCUCUACAACGCCAUCGUGUGGUUGGACCUGCGGACUCAAUCAACAGUUGAACGUCUGAUCAACAAAACUCCGGGAAGGAAUAAGAACCACCUAAAGCACAAAACGGGGCUCCCCAUCAGCACGUACUUCAGCGCGGUGAAGCUUCGCUGGCUGAUGGACAACGUGAGCGAGGUGCACGAAGCCGUCGUUUCUCACCGCGCCAUGUUCGGCACCGUCGACUCCUGGCUCAUUUGGUGUUUAACUGGGGGGAAGUCUGGCGGAGUUCACUGCACAGAUGUGACCAACGCCAGCAGGACCAUGCUGUUUAACAUUCAUACUUUGGACUGGGACCCAGAACUUUGCAAAUAUUUUGGUAUUCCUAUGGAGAUCUUGCCCAGGGUGAGGAGUUCUUCAGAAAUAUACGGCCUCAUGAAAUCAGGAGCCCUUUCAGGUAUCCCCAUUUCAGGGUGUCUCGGGGAUCAAUCAGCAGCACUUGUUGGACAGAUGUGUUUCCAGGAUGGACAAGCUAAAAACACGUAUGGAACUGGUUGUUUUUUACUGCGAAACACUGGACCUAAGCCUGUAAUGUCGGACCACGGCCUUCUGACCACUGUGGCGUACAAACUAGGUCGAGACAAACCGGCCUGCUACGCAUUGGAGGGCUCCGUGGCCAUUGCAGGAGCUGUGGUGCGUUGGCUGCAGGACAAUCUCGGGAUAAUCGAAUCUUCUGAAGAGCUUGAGAAGUUGGCUGCAUCGGUCGGCACAUCCUACGGUUGUUAUUUUGUUCCUGCGUUUUCGGGUCUUUACGCGCCUUACUGGGAGCCCAGCGCAAGAGGGAUUAUUUGUGGGUUAACUCAGUUCACUAAUAAGAGUCACCUCGCAUUCGCUGCACUGGAAGCCGUCUGUUUUCAGACACGAGAGAUUCUGGAUGCCAUGAAUCAGGACAGCGGCAUCCCACUAACUCAGCUGCAGGUGGACGGAGGAAUGACGUCCAACAGGUUGCUGAUGCAGCUGCAGGCUGACAUACUCUGCAUCCCUGUCGUGAAGCCGUCCAUGCCUGAGACCACUGCUCUGGGGGCAGCGAUGGCAGCCGGAGCAGCAGAGGGUGUGAGCGUGUGGAGUCUGAACCCAGAGGACCUGAGUGAAGUCACCUCGGAGAAGUUUGAGCCUCAGAUCAACCCUGAAGAAAGCGAGUUUCGGUACGCACGGUGGAAGAAAGCAGUGCAGAAAUCUAUGAACUGGGAGACGACGGAGCCUGUUUGUAAUGGAAACGGUGAAUCUAGUAUCUUCAGCAGCGUUCCACUGGGCUUUUACAUAAUGGGCAGCAUGUUGAUGUUAAUCGGAGCGAAAUACAUUGCAGGCCCCGACUAGACUCAGACUCCUGGAGGCGUUAAAGUGAAGAGGGCAGCGGAAACUCUUUGUGCCGGACCACCACUUUUGACUCUUUGUUGCACUCUGUUUUUUGUUUUUUUUUGGUUUGUUUGUUGUUGUUUUUUUCAAAAGGCAUUCCAGAGGAAAGACGUGUCAGUCGCUCCUGCUGACACUUACAGCUGACUGGAAGAUCAGGGUGAAAUUUGAACUAACGAACGAGACUAUUUCUUGAUUAUUUCCCCUUUCAUAUUUUUUGUCCGGACAGACAAGAACACAUUGGUACAUUAGACAUGAUUUGCAGCAGUGUGCAUGUAGUAUUUUUUUUACAGUGUUGAAAUGAUAUGAAUUCUGAGAUUAUUUAUGUAGAAACUUUGCUGAUGGUAGAGCCAAUUGUUCACAGUUUAAUUUGCAUUACUUUGUUUUUCACUUCAUUGUUACCUUCACAAUCCUGUGAUGUUUUGUUGUGUGAGACUGGCCACUAUGCGCUACAGAGAGACUUUUUAGAGCACUUUAUUUUAUUUUUUUGUCUUGUGGGAGCUGUGUACUUAGAAGAGUGUACAUAUAUAUAUUUUCUAACAGUUGGGAUUAAUACACAGAUGGUUAGUUUGUAGUGGAAUAAAAAAACAUGAAGGGAUCAGGUUUAGGGUAGGAGAGACAUUGAAUUGACAAGGUUGCUUUUUGGUGAAAAGUGAUGUUCUCAUACAUACUUGAAUCAGUGAAAAUAUGUUGUUUAAUGUGCAAGCAUGCAAUGAAGGGCAAUGAUGAAUUGGCAGACAAUUUUUGAUUUCUGUGUUCACACAUAUGCUAUGAAUGAUAUUCUAGGAAUAAUCAGGUACUUAUUUAUAAGAAUUUGACAUUUAAAAACAUUUAAAAUUCUUCCGAAGCUAGACGCCAGAAAACCUAAAGCACCAUCGUAGGAUGAAAUCUGAAGCAGCAAGUUAAUGACUAAUUAAGACUGGGAAUAUUGUUCCUCUGGUCACAAGUUGAUAUCAUCUCAUUUAUACCUGCAGUUUUUCCUUUAUGAUUCUGAAAUGUACAAAUUAUGCAAAACUCUCAACUGCAAACAUUUGAUACGCACCAUUGCCAAUGCAACUAUAUUGCACUGAAAUGAGAGAGAAAUUUUAUGUGAGUUAAGUACCUAAGUACUAAAUUAAAAAGGAAACCCACGGGAAUAUGAAUUCAUUUUUAAAGUAGUUCCACUUAAUAAACUGCCAUUGUUUGCAGAAUUGAGGAAGUAGAAGCGAGCCAGUAUUCAUUUUUAUUGCCAAACGUGAUAUGUUUACCUUCCGUGUGAAUCUGAAACAAAAUAAAACGGUUUGUUUUUGAUGCUUGAUGAAGGAGGCAGAACAGGUUUGAAAGUUUGGUUUAGUGUUUGUUGAAGGUUUGAAAUGACUGCGUGCAAAGGUUCAAAGUGCUCUCUGGCGAUAUCAAUAUGUAUGAGCUCAUUACAACAUACUGAACAAUGAAAAAAAUGCAACCCUUUUGCUACUGACUGUGCAUGUUGCUGUGACCUUAUAUCACUGAUGUAAUUAAGUGUACAAUCCUAUUUAAGUUCUCCACACUUUGAAAAGUUUGGGACUUAUUUAUGAAGAGGAACAAACAGGAACAAUUAUACAACAGGCACAGCUUAGUUGCAAAUGUAACAGGCUUGAAAUGAGGAAACGUUGAGUUUAUGUCAUUAUCUCUCAUGUAUGGAAACCGGUUUUAUGGGAGAAUAAAUGUCGUGAAAAAUAA